Molecule: messenger RNA, 1749 nt
Organism: Penicillium cataractarum
Lineage: Eukaryota; Fungi; Ascomycota; Eurotiomycetes; Eurotiales; Aspergillaceae
Product: major facilitator superfamily transporter
Exons: 3
Coding region: 1-1749 (582 amino acids)
Biological process (GO): transmembrane transport
Molecular function (GO): transmembrane transporter activity
Source: RefSeq, a predicted model, not a curated record
AUGGAUCCCACCAAAGAUCCCGUAUCCGCUCACGUGGAAAGCGUUGUUCUACCUCAGCACGGAGAUACUGAUGCGAUUGGCGGCGUGGAACUGAUAUCAAACAACAAUGUCGUCUUACUCCCGAUCCCUUCCAAGGAUCCUCGCGACCCCCUCAACCUACCUGCUUGGCGUCGUAUAGUCAUUAUGCUCACCACAUCUAUCUGGAAAUACCCUGUCAUCCUCUUCUUUCCUAAAAUGUUCGCUGCAGUUGGAACUCUAUCUUUGACCGUCGUCUCUGGAGUUGGAGCUGUUAUUGGCUUUUUUUCACCGCAAUAUGUGGCAGAGGGGAGAUCAACUGCAGAGAUCACAUAUUUGUUCACAAUUCCUGCCUUGGCGAUGGGAAUUGCCAAUUUCUUCUCUAUGCCAUUAGCACUGGCUAUUGGCCGCAGACCCGUCUUCCUAUUCUCAGCGGCGUUGGUUUCACUGAUGUCUCUGCUGUGCGCGCUCAAUCAAGGUUAUACUUGGCACCUAGUGGCACGUAUCUUCUUAGGACUCGCGGCGGGUCAGUCAGAAGCUUUGACACCGAUGAUGAUCCAGGAAACCCAUUUUCUUCACGAGCGUGGAAAGAUUUUAACCUGGCAAUGGGCUAUUCAAUCCACACUCUCGGGUCUCUUAUCUACCAUUUCUUCAUAUCAGACUGCCGUUCUUGGUUUAAGAUGGUGGUAUGGAUUUUAUGCCAUCACGUCAUUCGUGGUCUUCUUGGUUGGUAUCGUUGCAGUUCCAGAAACCAAGUAUAACCGCCCCUUGGCAGCGUACAAGGGCGAUAUUGCGACAAUUGAGAAUAUGGUGAAAGCAGGAGACUCGGAACUAGCAGCAAAUCCAAAGACUGAAGCAGACGUGACGCGGGUUACUACACAGAGUGGUCCAAUCAUCGACACGGUCAACUAUCGAGGGCGCACCUUCUGGUCUGAUAUUAAGUUGAUGACAGGAAAGCCAGAGUGGAGAAGGCUGGUGGUGUGUUAUAAGCAUAUGCUUCAGCUUCUUUGCUUCCCUAAUGUCUUAUGGGUUGUGCUCAUGAACGGUGUCCUACUGGGUAUUAACGUUUCUAUCGGCACAACGUAUGGUAAUAUCCUUCUGGACGAGUACCAUUGGCUAAGCAGCUCAGUUGGAUUCGCUCAGGGUGGACAAAUUGUUAUCGCAUUUGUCUGCCUUCCUGUCCUCGGCUUCUACAGUGACUGGAAUGUUAAAUGGAUGUCACGCAGGAACGGUGGUAUCCACGAACCUGAGUUUCGUUUGGUUCCUCUGAUCCUCCCAAUGAUAACUGGCAUUAUCGCCUGUGUUGUGUUCGGUCAAGGUGGAUCUUAUCCAGAACGUUUCCAUUGGUUCUCUAUUGUCUUUGGAUACUGUGCGCAGUACUUCUCUUUCGUGGGUGCUAGUAUUGCUGGGCAAGCCUACCUCUUAGAUGCUUACCCAUCGGCCCAGGGAGCUGUACUUGUCCUUGUGUGCGCUAUGCGCGGCGUGAUUCAGUUCGGCCUUAGCUACGGCAUUUCUGAGUUCCAGGCAGCUGCAGGGUAUGCAGUUGUAUUUGGUACCUACGGAGGAUUGACUGCGCUCUUUGGUCUUCUUGGAAUUGUUAUCUUCUUCACAGGAAAAAGGAUCAGACAAUUUACAGCAAGGUGGAAACUGGACGAUGAUAAAGAGGAUCCGGAGCAUCUGGGUGAAGGGUACCGCACGGCAGGCCUCGGGGGUGAUCACAUCCACUUCCCAUAA